GAUCUCUUCAGUCGCCAAUGUACAGCCGGCUCGUACGUUUGUGCUCGAUCUCGGAAUUGUACCGUACCAAACUCGUGCGUCGUGUGUUUAAAAAAAACAAUAACAACAAACAACAAACCGAAAUAUCGGAUGAGGAGAUGUAGAGAAAGAAUUUUGCAAUAAUUUUAUUCAACGACCCAUUUCGCGGAUAUGAACUCUGCUCUCGUCUCGUACGGACAGAGAGCCGCUAGAUUAUGUAGCGUCUCGAUGAGAACAUCUGUCGUGCCAUAAAUCUCGUAGACAAUUUCGAGGCCUUCUUUUUACAGUAUUACAUAAAUUUGUACAUAUGUAUACAUAUAUUUGUAAAAUAUACGUAUACGCCUUUCGAGAAUCGGAGUAAAGAGCGAUAACAAAAAAAAACAAAGAUCGACGAAGUUUUACAGUGUGCCUCGAGAUAUAAUUUCGCAUUUCGUGUUUGAGAUACAGCGCCCGAGCUCAAGAUCUCGCGGUUGGCAAAGAGUUUCGAGUUAGUGGUGCGCCUCUACACUCUCCCUGGGAUCUUUCUCUCUCUCUCUAUCUCUCUCUCUCUCUCUCUCUCUCUUCGUCUCGGGAGCACAAACCAAGCGUUCUUACUCUCAACCGAUCUAUAUACUAUCCUCGUCUAUCUAAAUCGGCCGUCUAGACAAAAAAUUGUCUAAUACACUUGUAUGGAUUAAACUGCAAACAUCGCCGUAUCGAAGCUAUCGGAAAUCUCAAAAGAGGAGUCGGAGCGUAGGAUGGGACCGACGUUGCGACGAAUCGCGAUACAUUGAAGAGGAGGAUCUUGGCCGAGACGAGGGGAGAGAGCCGGUAAAACAACGAGAAUGCCAUCUUCUCAGACGGCCGCGACCGAGCGGCGAAACGACAGAACUGUCCCACCGCACGAACCUCCGAAAUUAAAGACGACCCUGAAAACCCCACCGAAACAAGCCACGAAUCCUCUACAAUUCGUCAAGGUUGGACCAUGCUCCCUCUAUCGAAGUGCUCAGGAACAAUUGCAAAAGGUUCAAGAAACUAAAAAGAUCAAGCAGGAGGUACGAGAUGAUCCCGAAGAUUGGCAAUCGAACUUGGACAAUUGGAAGAGCAGCAGGAGGAAGCGUCAAGAGCACAUAAUCGAACGAGUUGUCGAGGUGAAAAAACUCGAGCUCGAAGAACACGACCGACAGAGACGUCGGAGCAAAACAUUCUCGGAAAUGAUGGAGGAACGUGGUAGUCGAGGACGAAAACUGAGUAUGAGCUUGGCGAUGUAUCACGAGGAGGAUGUAAAUGAUCUUAGCGAUUUGGGUAUUGGAACGAGCAGUGGAAAAAGUUCAGUGAGCGGCGAUACUCACGACGAUACGCAAAGUGUUAUGAGUGAUCGUGAUAGUGAAAUCGAGAAGAAUCAGUCCGACGUGGAGAACACAAACGACAACAACAACGUCCCCGAGCCGAAAGAGGAAACUCCAACUUUACCGACCUCUUCACUACCGCUACAAGCAACAGCGAUGCCGCAGCAGACAACGAUAACAGAAACAUCGAAUACUACGUGCAGCAUCACAAACAAAUCCGCGAGUUACGAGAACGAGUUUCGUAGUGAGAACGAUACGCGAGGAUAUGAUUCGGGUAAUACGGCAACGGCGAGUUCACCUGAGCCCGAGGAGUACACUUACGAGGGUGCUAUCCGGGGCUACGUCUCGAGAGUCUCACAAAACAUACCUCGAAGAUCGUUGAUAAAUCUCGAAACGACAAGGGAGCCUGCGAAGUCUAACAUCAAUGAGGAUAAACCAGCGGGCAGCGACGACGAUAAGAACACGAGUUUCCCAAUCGUGAAAGUGGACGUACUGAAGCGACGGGAAAUAUUUGAAAGGGCGUCGAGAAACAGCGUUGAAACGAGGGCGAACAACAUGAAUAACAACAGCAGCGCGAAUCCGCGAUCAUCGGCCGAGCAGAACGGCUUGAAAUCAAUAAAGAACCGUCUCUCUUGUCUCGAGAAGCAAAAAAGCGAAAUUGCGAAUACGGACAAGGAGCUUAAAGCCUCGAAUCGUUUGUCCGGUGACAUGAGCUCGAUCCGCGAACGUUUAUCUCACUUGGAGAAACAAACGAGCGAGCGGGAGAACAAAGUUUCGAAUCGAAAAACCAGCCUGGAAGAGCUUGAGAACUCGAAAGCUCUGUGUCGAGAAAGAGUCGUCGAAAAAUUCAGCAGCAACGAAUCCCCGGCGGUAACGAGCCAAGAAACAACGCCAAUGCCUAUCCCGAGUACUCGUGAAAAGGAUAAAAUCGUCACAGCCCUUGCGAACAUCAACGAGAAAUCUCGUCCCGCGAAAAACGAUUCUAAUUCUCCAAUGGGAAAUGGGAAAAACUCUCUUCUUCCCGGUGAGAAAUUCUGCACGCCAGCCAUGAGCGAGCGAAGCUCUUCGCCCGAUUCGGAAUAUCGCGACGUUCCACCGCGCGCUUCUUUCCAUCGCAGUCUCGAUUCACUCGACGCUGACGCAUCCUCCGGACACGAUAAUUUCGAACGCGUUCAAAGCCUCGAGGAACUCGAUUACACCACUCGAUAUCCGGCCUCGAGUUCCUCCGCCGAACUCUUGAAUGAUCUGACCGAUCGCGAAGAUUCGGGCAUUCACACCGCCGAUGUUAGCUGCUCCGUUAGCCAAGCGGACGAACCCGUCGACGAGGAAGUCGUUCAUCAUCCCGAAACUAUUCACGAACGACAAGAAAUAGCCUUGGAAACUCACGACUCUCGAAACAUCGAGGACACUACGAGAUUCGGCCGGGAUCAGAAAACCGAAAAUCCUCAAACGACAGAAUGCCAACUUGACAAAACACCGCUUACGAACGAGGAUACGGCUGUUGCUUCUUCUACUACUGGGAUACUGUCGAAUAAAAAUAUAAGUGCAACGAUGAGUUGCGAGGCUGCGUAUAGUUUUAACGAAGGAACGACCAGACAAGAUAUUUCGUCGCGUCCGAUAGUUUAUCAGAGUCCGAGGGUGCCGCCCCGAAGAAGUCCUCCGGAGGAAGUUGUACAGUCGAUUAAACCUUUGGCAGAGGAGAAGCUUGUGGAUAGUUCGAGUUUGAAACUCGACGUGGACAAUGAGGAGCUGCAGCGGGUUGGUGAGCUGGCUAAAAAAUCAGCGAACAAUUCUCCGGAGGCUAAACGUCCGAUUUCAAAAAUCCCCACACCGCUUCCUCGUAAAAAUUUGAACGUGAGAGUCUCACCGAGCUCAUCGACGAGUCUCGUUUCUACCAAUUCGCCUUCAAGGGUGCCAGCACCCUCAAAAGUCACGAUCAAGACUGGCGUAUUGACGAGCACGAAAAUUCCAUUUUCAACGACGAUCGCGACCAAGAGCACCGAGGAAACCGGCAGUCUCGAAAAACAACAACAGCAACCAGAACGACGACGCACAGUCGUCGAAAUCUGCGAAAAAGUCGUCGUCACGAACGCCGAUUUAUCCGUCAGCCCACCGGUCACUCCUUUCGUCACGGUCGUACGACUCGGCAACGAGCGAAACAACGAGGAAUCGAUCAUCGUGGAAAGACCCACAGAGGAAGUGCCAAAUCCAGAAGAAAAAUCUGCAAAUUUCAACGAGGAAGAUUCACAGAUGGCCAUGCCCGAUCACAGACAACAACGACGAAUUUAUGAAAUUCAGUUGGACGAGCCAGAAGUUCUUGUGACUCCUGCACCCAGUCCCCGAUCGUGUCCUCCUUCGAGUCUCAAAUUCAGCAGCGAUACCAAUUCUACAACCUCGAUAAACUCGAGUCCACCGAACAACGAUGCCGUCGAGAUGAACUUUGAUUUAGCACCAGCAUCGAAACAGAUUCCCCAAUUAAAUUUGGCAAGCGACGAGGAACUCGUGACCGGUUUAACUUUCCCUCUCGGACCGCUGACGAGUGUCGAACCACCGAAGGAAAAACCUCCACCGCCACCUACAGAUCUCACCGACGAAGAAGACAAUUUACCUAUCGAACCUUUGAAGCGUUUAAACUCGACGAGGAGAAUAAAAAAAGAGCUGCGAACGAGGCGCUCUGAUUUCUUGGGAAUCGAAGGGUUAAACGAUGAUUAUUUGGAGCGGGAAUUAACACUGACGAAACCACCGGACAUGGCAGCGAUUCUCGCGGAGGAAAGACGCGUCGAGCAGUUGAAUCGACGCUCUUACGAUACGGACAGUAAUUACGAGAGAGAUUCGAGUCACGAAAGGGAUUCAGGGGUAGAGCUGGGUCACGCUGAGGACUGGAGGAAGCAGCCUGUCAGUCCGGAUAUGUCCGAGCACAGUCGUCAGAGCAGCGAGCCCUUUGGAGCGAGUGUCACGUCCUCGGAAGAGGACGAGAUUACGAAGAAGGAACGCGAGAUAAUCGAGGUCCUUGAGAAGGAGGAACAAUGGCGUUACGGGAAUAACCGUGAGCAGAACAGCGAUAUCGGGGAAAAACUUGCCCACAAACUGCGCGAACUCGAGGAGGAAAAGAUGCAGCUGGAACGUGAACGUGCUCAGGAGAGCGAGCUGCGUCAUCGGCAGGAGGAAAUUGCACGACAGAAGGAGGAAGAUACUUUGCGUGAACAAAUGGAACAGCGGGAAGCAGCUAAACGAGCUUCCGAGGCGGCCAAACGUCUCGAGGAACAGAAAAUUCGGGAUGAGGAAAUCCUUAGAAAAAAAGCCGAAGAGAUGAGAAUACAGCAAAAAAUAGAGGAGGAAAACGAGAGGAGACAGGCUGCUGAAGCAGCCCGUCGGCAAGAAGACAGCCGACGUGCAAGGUCGAUGGAAAUUAAUCAAAAAAACGCUCGCGAGCAGAUGGUCGUCAACGCUCGAAACGAUGAUGAUUAUGCGUCUGGGGAGGUAUUACGCGUCGAACGCGAACUGUUGCAACUGGAGCAAGAAGAAUUGAAGCGUCGAAGGACAAACGUCGCGUAUCGUCAACAGCGACAACUUCAACUGGCUGAACAGUUGCAGGAACAAUGGCAGUCGUUACAGGACGUUGCGAAUGGCACGAACCCUUCCGCCAACGCCUCUUGCUGCAAAUAUCAAGUAUCAGUCGCGAGAGCAUCUGCGCCCGUAAAUUAUAGAUCGUCGAUGCCGAAUCUUUGGCUCCAGGAAAACCAAAGAAGAAGGCCGCCGCCUCCGCCGAUCCCACCCUCCAAGCCUUCGAGACUCAUCGAACAAAUGCAUCGAGACGUUACCAUAAGAAACAGCAGAAUACCAUCAGCCGAUUCGAUUCCACAACAAGUAGAGGGUGAAAGAUUGAUCCGCGGUGGAUCAACGAGUACUUUGUCAAAUAACGGAGGCCAGCAAAUGACGAAGCAGACUCUUCAAGCUCUGAGCGCUGUGCCGCGUCCUCGUAUAGUUAAGGGCGACGAGUGGGUUCAGCGUAGAAAGAGCGACGUUCCCCGAGGGACUCUCGAAUACAACUACCAACACUGGCUGAUUCAGGAGGCAGAGCAGAGGAGAAUUAACGAGAAAAACCAACGAUCGGUCGUUCGCAAACCUCAGCAGCACGUGACCGGAACCUCCGUUCCAUAUAGCGCUGUUCCACAGACUUCGAGAUCUGACAAUAAACCAUUGCCGGAUUCCAUUAUCCAAACUCUGACGCAAAGAGUACAGAACAGAGCACAAGAAAGGCCGUCACCACCGCCCCCUCCUCAGCGUAGGCGACUGGAGCAGAGUUCGAGUCACGAACACUUGUCCUCGAUGCAACAUCAAACACCUCAGCACAUGACGAUGUUACAGCAUCAAAAAGUUCAUCAAUUCGCAGCAUCCCAUAACACAGAUUCACAGGAAAAGAUGUUGAGUGUCAGUGGAAAGAAGAAGUGUUCUCACUGCGGUGAUGAAUUGGGAAGAGGAGCAGCUAUGAUUAUUGAGAGUCUACGACUAUUUUAUCACAUGGAGUGUUUCAAGUGUUGCGUCUGCCACGUGAGACUGGGCGAUGGUCUUAUGGGAACGGACGUACGAGUACGAAAUCACAAACUGCACUGCCACAAUUGUUAUUCCAGUGACGAUGGUGUCAAGUUCAGCUGCGUGUAGAGACUUGAGGCGAUUCGAUAGGACCGAGCCGACUAUCUUGAAUAUAGCACGUUAUGUCUAUAUUUUUUAAGCUAUAGUUGACCCUGUAUUGUUGUUAUUCUAUAUACAUAGUGGUUAUUCCCGGAUCGAAGGUGUACGCGUGCAAAAAAUUUCAAUUGUUCACGUGCGAACGGAUAAGAAUUUCAACUCGAUCGUUUAUAUUAUUUUAAUGUUGGAACAGAUGUAAAUAACUUGUAUUUUAUGUUCGUAUCCGAUGAAAGGGAUAAGAGCUUAUAGUUCAGUCGAUCGGGGAACUGUACGUAUUUGAAAGAGGAUUUCAUUUCAAACGCUUCCCCUCGACCUCAAUGUAUAUUUGUUGUAUUAUAGAUUUGUGAUAUUUAUGAAAGAACGAGGGUCCGAUACGUAUGAUCGAACAACAAUGAGACGAAUCGUUUUCGAAAAAUAAUCAACUAGGUUCCGAUUAUAUUGUACGAAAAAAGUACAGAUUAAAAAAAAGUUCUCGAAAAAUCCCGUUCAGAUGCACGCUCACGCAAUCUCUAAUUCCUAAGAAAGGCGCGUAUCACCUAAUUGUACUAUAUUGUAAGAUACAUGUAUUAUGCUGUAGAAAAGUAUAAUUUUAUAUGAAUAUUAUCAUUAUCAAUAUUAUUAUUAAUAUGAUUAUAUUAUUAUUAUUAUUAUUAUUAUUAUUAUUAUUAUUAUUAUUAUUAUUAUUAUUAUUAUUAUGGUAUAUCAUAUGAAAAAGAUGAAAAAUAAAUGUUUAAUAUGGUCAGCAUCUGUUAUUUAUCGAUUUAUCGGGAUCGCGUGGUCUUAUUGACCUCCAAUAUGUUACGAAAAAACUAUUGUAUGAAUGAUAAAUAAAAUUUUAUGAAUCCUACAAGAAAAAAA
This is a messenger RNA of Venturia canescens, 6893 nucleotides long. It is a transcript of the gene smash, whose product is annotated as smallish. Gene Ontology annotation, biological process: regulation of focal adhesion assembly; positive regulation of stress fiber assembly. Gene Ontology annotation, cellular component: stress fiber. Gene Ontology annotation, molecular function: myosin II head/neck binding. The record is from RefSeq and is a predicted model, not a curated record. The transcript has 17 exons. Lineage: Eukaryota; Metazoa; Arthropoda; Insecta; Hymenoptera; Ichneumonidae. The coding region runs from base 843 to 6008 and encodes 1721 amino acids.